UGUGUGUGUGUGUGUGUGUGUGUGUGUGUGUGUGUGUGUGUGUCAGUCUCGGUGCUGACAGUCAUGUCGGUUUCCACGUUUCAGAAGAUCACCUUCAUCUCCUGCCUGGUGCUCUGCGUCUCCUUAUUCCUACCCAGAAUCCUCCUCUCCCGGGGGAAGAAGGAGGUGCUGCAGUCUCAGGUGGGUCCCGGACACGCCCCCCCGCGGAGGUACGGCCCCCCGUUCUCUGAGGAACCGGAUCAGUGGCAGGCUGAGCUCCUGUUCACCAAACCCUUCAGCCCGGAGUCGCUCACCAGAACCAGAGAUGCAGGAAAACCCAACCUGCUCGGCCAGGUCAUCCCCGUUUACGGCUUCGGGAUCUUCCUCUACAUCAUUUACAUUUUCUUUAAGCUCACAAACAAAGACCCACAGAAACGAUCCCACAGACAAGAAUGCAGAUUCCCCAUCCUGACGCAGGAAUGCAGAAUGCAGGAAAUACCUGAUAAUGAGAUGGCUCAGCUGCAGGCCAGACUGAGACAGAUGGACGGGGUGAAAGAGAGAAGAUCCUCCAAAGCUGUCCAUCCUCCCGCCAGAUCUCGGAGAGGAAGCCGUCAGAGAGAGGAGAGGAAGCUCCGGCAGCUGCGGCAAAGCACUCGCGUAAUCCUGGAGGGACGACCACUAGAGGGCGUAUCUCCUGAAGUGGAAGCUGAAGAAACCCCAUAUUCAGCAGAUUGGGAAGGUUACUCUGAAGAGACGUUCCCCAAGUAUGAAGUGGCGUUCCGCGGACGCCGAUAUCCCAGCGUCAUACUGGAGGAGCCCGACAUGGACGCGCCCACCGCCGAGGAACUCGCCGAGAGAAUGGGGAGAGCAGAGGAGGAAAACGAUGAGGAAGAUGAUGAUGAGGAAGAUGAGGAAGAUGAGGAUGAUCACAUUUAUGAUGAAGAGAUCAAGAACAGAGCAGAGGAACAUCUACCCACGAUAGAUGUUGCUGAGAAGAAUCGUCUAGACGUAAAAGAAGACAAUGGGGAAGCCAAACGAUCACACAACGAAAAUGAUGAUGAUGAUGAUGAAGAUGAUGAUGACGAAGAAGAGGAGGAUGAAGAAAGCGAUGAUGAAGAUGAAUUAGAACCUGAAAAAGCACACGAAGCAGAACUAUUAAAAGAAGAUGAAGAAGAAGAAGAUGAGGAAGAAGAUCGAAACACUAGAAAACAAGACGAGGAGGAAGAAGAGGAGGAAGACGAGGAGGAAGUAGGAGAAGACCACCCUUGUCUUCCUCACCGCGAGGAUGAUGAUGAUCAUGAAGAACGAGGACCGAAAUCAAGAGGAGCCAAAAAGAGGGCGGAGUCUCCCAGCAACAGACGACAAAUCACAUUCAGCGAUCACAGACGGGUCUUCCUCUACUCGAAAGGAGACGCGAUGGGCGGCAGGUUCGAGGACGAGGAGCUGAAGGAAGAGGGUGAGGAAGAGGACAGUGAGGAAGAGGAUGAUGAGGAAGAGGACGAGGAGGAUGAUGAUAAUACUGAAGAGGAAGAUAAGCAUAAUGAAGAUGAAGCUGAAGGAAGAAAGAAGGAGGAAGUAGACCCCCUGAUGGAGGCUGAGAGUCUGGGCUUCCACACCGAGGUUCUUGAUCUCGAUCCAGAAGAACAGGAAGUAGAUCUCCUCGACUUCCUGCUCACCUACCAACCAGAGUCCACGGUUAGCUCCACCCAUCCAGCUCCGCCCAAAGGUCCAACAUCUGGAACUCUGAGGAUGCGGCACAAGAAAUCCAAGAAGAAAAACUGACCCGAGAUUCUUCUCGAUUAAUGUAUAACUCUCGAUUAUUCGAUUAGUUAAUUAGGUUAGGUUCGGUUAGUCUAACAAUUAAUCACUAAGGUAGGCUGCACCUAACAAUUAUUAUACGAUUAGUUGAUUAAUCUAACAACUAAUCACUGAUGUGGUCUGCACAUAACGAUUAUUUUACGAUAAGUUGAUUCAUUUAACGAUUAAUCACUGAUGUGUGCUGCACUUAAUGAAUAUUUUUAUGAUUAGUUGAUUAAUCUAACAACUAAUCACUGAUGUGGGCUACACCUAAUGAUUAUUAUACGAUUAGUUGAUUCAUCUAACAACUAAUCACUGAGGUGGGCUGCACCUUACGACUAUUUUACAAUUAUUUGAUUCGUCUAACGAUAAAUCACUGAUGUGGGCUGCACCUAAUGAUUUUUUUUUUUUACGAAUAGUUGAUUUAUCUGACGACUAAUCACUAAAACGGGCUGCACCUAAUGAUUAUUUUUAACAAUUAGUUGAUUCAUCUAACGAUUAAUCACUGAUGUGGGCUGUACCGAAUGAUUAUUUUAUGAUUAGUUGAUUAAUCUAACAACUAAUCACUGAUGUUGGCUGCACCUAACGAUUAUUUUUACGAUAAGAUGAUUCAUUUAACGAUUAAUCACUGAUGUGGGCUGUACCUAAUGAUUAUUUUAACGAUUAGUUGAUGCAUUUAACAACUAAUUACUGAUGUGGGCUGCACUUAAUUUGAUUUUUACAAAUAGUUGAUUCAUCUUACAACUAAUCACUGAUGAGAUGCACCUUUUUAGGGCUAGUCUAAUACUAGUCAUCUAGUAUUCAACUAAUCACUGAUGAGAUACGCUGAUAAUGGCUGCAGCUUGCGAUUAUUUUUACGAUUAGUUGAUUAGAUUAACAAAUGAUCACUAAUAAGGGCUGCACCUAACGAUUAUUUUUUUCUCGAUUAUUCAUUCGAUUAUGUUUCCCGCCAGUUGAUUCAUCUAAUAGCUUAUCUUAUUCCACAGAUUAUUUCGAGAUAAAUUGAAUAGACUAACAAUGAAUCACUGAUGAGAUGCACUGAUUAGGGUUGCACCUAAUGAUUUUUAUUUUUCUCCCAAUAAUCUAACAAUAUUAUUUCUGAUUUGUUGAUUAGUCAAAUGACUACCUUACCAAAAAAAAAAAAAAAAAAAACGUCAAAUUUAAAUGGUUGUGAUGCAGUGUUAUUCAUAAAUACUGUACAGUUACCAGAAAUGGAGAAAAGAUAUAUAUUUUUUUAGUUUCUGUGCUCCCCCUACAGUCAGGGAGUAUAGUUCUCGCGUUACACAUGCAUUUCUGGACAAGCUGACAGGUUACAAGAUUUAUUUUAUAUUUUAUCUCACAGACUCUGUGGAUGUGUCCCAAAUACUUAAUAUUACUAGUUUUAAAGUAUAUUAGGUUUGCAUGAUAU
Molecule: messenger RNA, 3184 nt
Organism: Astyanax mexicanus (Mexican tetra)
Lineage: Eukaryota; Metazoa; Chordata; Actinopteri; Characiformes; Acestrorhamphidae
Gene: ric3a
Product: RIC3 acetylcholine receptor chaperone a
Exons: 6
Coding region: 64-1761 (565 amino acids)
Biological process (GO): protein localization to cell surface; synaptic transmission, cholinergic
Cellular component (GO): intracellular membrane-bounded organelle; neuron projection; neuronal cell body
Source: RefSeq, a predicted model, not a curated record